Thlaspi arvense is the source of this 723-nucleotide messenger RNA. NCBI's taxonomy places the organism in Eukaryota, Viridiplantae, Streptophyta, Magnoliopsida, Brassicales, Brassicaceae. The record is from the annotation of a GenBank genome assembly.
AUGGGAAUCGGGGAAGAAAGCAGCAAGCCAAUGUGGGGGAGCGUGAUCCACGCGCCUCCAGGCUAUGCUCUCAACAGCAAAAUCAUGCUCUCCUCUGUGAUCAUCCUCUUCAUGGCCGUGAUUAUGAUCCUCUGUUUCCACACCUACGCCAGAUGGUUAUUCCGCCGUCAGAACCGUCGCGUUCGCCGCCGGAUUCGUGCUCAUCUCCGGUCUCUCUCCGCCUCCACCAUCUCCUCCUCCCUUUCCCCUCUCGAUCCCGCGGUUCUCGAGAAGAUCCCGGUCUUCGUUUACUCCUCCAAGACUCACCAUGAAUCGCCACUAGAGGAUUGCUCCGUCUGCUUGUCGGAGUUCGAGGAGGAGGAGGAAGGCCGUCUUCUCCCGAAAUGUGGCCACGCUUUUCACGUCGAUUGCAUAGAUACUUGGUUCCGCUCCAGGUCCACUUGCCCGCUUUGCAGAGCUCCGGUUCAACCCCAAACCCCCGAACCGGCAGCUCCGGUUAAACCGGUAGAGGACAUAGAAACCGCAAGCUCCUCUUCCUCCGCGUCUUCUUCUCCGUUGAGAUUUCCGAUGGAGGCCUGUGAGAGAGAACCGAUCCAUCUACUCGAUGUCUCAGUGGAGAUUCCCAGUGAAUUUGAAGGCUCCAAUCCGGUUCUACCCAGCCAUAACGGAUCUAAAUUUCCGGGUAAUCCGGUUUUAUCUUUGAAAAGGCUAUGGAGCAUCUGA